CAUGUCCGCUAUGCUAAAAUCUCGCAUAAAAACUAUAGAUCCGAUAUAUAAUGAAGAUGUCCACGUAAAUAAAAGGCGAAAACGAUCAGCCGAAGUGCCUUAUCGCAGUAAACAGUAUUUAAAGGAUCAUUUUAUAUCAACCUUCUCUAAUCCCAAUUUCAAACGAUCAAGCAAGCCAAAGUGUGAUUUAGAAAAAUAUGGAGGUUGCAUAUUAAAAUACAGCAUUAAGACACAAUGUAAGGACAAAAAGAGUAAUACCAUAGCUAAAAUGUGGAAAUCUGAUCCACUAUUGAACGACCAUAAAGAGUAUGCUAACAGCGAACCAUAUGAAUUUAGAAUUCCGGAAGACGGAUACUAUUAUUUAUAUGGUCAAUUAUUGUUUAAUAUGAUUGGAAAUUCGCAACCUAAAUUCAACUUAAGCAGAAUUUCUGAUAAAAAUCCAAAGAAUCUGGUGUCGUGUAGUGUCGGAGAUGACAAUCAUCGAGCAAACAGAGAGAGGAUGUGUUUUACAAGCACAGUUGCGAAGUUGAGAAAAGGAGAAAAAAUUGCCAUAGUUAGCGGCAUGAUUUUCGCCUUCUACAUUUAUGAUUUUCAAAAUCGAUUGGAUGAAUUUGAUAAAUUAAGCCAUAACGUUAAGGAACAAUGUCAAUGUGGUAAGGACUUUAGACCUAAAAGCAAUAACAGAACAAGACGAGGAGUUAAUUCUCUAAGAUUAGAAUAUUUUGAAUCUUUGAAAAAAAAGUUUGCAAAAUGUCGAAGAAAGAGAAAACAGGUGCGUAAAGAGUUGGAGCUUAAGAAAACGGGAGGAUUACACUUGACUUCCGAAUUUAGCCAGCUAGAUGCAAAAUCUUCGUUCUUAAUUGCAAAAGACAGAAUUUGCAGGAAAGGGUAUGGAGGAUGUUUGAUAAAUAGAGUCGAGUUCAAGACCACCUCUUCUCUAUCUGUCACAAGUUCUGAUAUUGCCGUGAGAAUGUGGAAGAAAGAAUUUGAGUGGGGAAAUGUGGCCUCUUUAGAAAAUGGAGAGAUAAGAAUUAAAAAGCCGGGUAUUUAUCAAGUUUAUGCACAAUUAACCUAUUUGGACCGAACAAAGAGCUGGAGUUUUCAUGUUGAUAGAAUGAGACAUACAACGUUCUCGUCGGAAGACGGUAGAUCACUGAUGAAAUGUCUUUUUCGCGACCUUCGUCCUAAUUCAAAAAGUAGAAACGAGCAAUCUUGUUUCACAAGCGUGAUAAUGAAAUUGGAAACUAAUGAUACUCUCGUGCUCAAGAACUACUAUGCUGAUAGAUCAAUUGCUGUUCAUAGCUCCUUAUCCUUUUGGGGUGUAAUCCGAUUGAACGGAGCUUUGUAG
Dimorphilus gyrociliatus is the source of this 1348-nucleotide messenger RNA. NCBI's taxonomy places the organism in Eukaryota, Metazoa, Annelida, Polychaeta, Dinophilidae. The record is from the annotation of a GenBank genome assembly.